AUGUAUUGUAGCGCAAGGCUUUAUCUUUUUAGCAGUGGUGUUUGGGCCAUUGACGUUUGUUGCUACCAAAGAAAAAAGUCGUCUCCACGGGACAUAGAAUGGAUUCUUAGGCGCAGGUUCUUGAUAAGCAACAACUUUCUCUUCAUACAAAACGAAUGGCAAAACAGAAAAUUCGGCACAAGGAAAAAAAUAUUGAGAGAUUUCAGUCAUUCAUCCACUUCACAUAGAAACAUAUCAACACCUAUCUACCAACUUAACCUAUUACCUCCCACCAUGGCCGGAUUAGAACAAUCAUUAUUUCAAUUAAAAUUCACUGCCAAACAAUUGAAUCGACAAGCAACAAAAGCUUCAAAAGAAGAACUUCAAGAAAAAGCCAAAAUCAAAAAGGCAUUAAGUCAAGGUAAUAAUGAUAUUGCUCAACUAUAUGCUCAAAACGCCAUUCGUAAAUCAAAUGAACGAAUAAAUUUAUUACGAUUAGCAUCAAGAAUAGAUGCUGUUGCAUCAAGAGUUCAAACUGCAGUAACUAUGAGAUCAGUAACGGGGAAUAUGACUCAAGUUAUCCGGGGGAUGGAUAAAGCAUUACAAACAAUGAAUUUAGAAAGGAUAUCAUUGGUGAUGGAUAAAUUUGAAACUCAAUUUGAAGAUUUAGAUGCAUCGACUAAUUACUAUGAAACGACAACAAAUAAUGUCAAUGCUUUAACAACACCACAGGAUCAAGUGGAUGAAUUGUUGAAUCAAGUUGCUGAUGAAGCAGGAAUUGAAAUGAAACAAGGUUUAAAUGCUACAAAAGUAGAAAUUACAAGUCCUGUUGCUCCAAAUUCAAUAUCUGAAGAAAAAGAAGAUAAAUUAGCAGAAAGAUUAAGAGCAUUAAGGAACUAA
Candida albicans SC5314 is the source of this 879-nucleotide messenger RNA. RefSeq lists its product as uncharacterized. Lineage: Eukaryota; Fungi; Ascomycota; Pichiomycetes; Serinales; Debaryomycetaceae. Gene Ontology annotation, biological process: endosome transport via multivesicular body sorting pathway; protein transport; late endosome to vacuole transport. The coding region runs from base 1 to 879 and encodes 292 amino acids. The record is from RefSeq and is a predicted model, not a curated record. Gene Ontology annotation, cellular component: ESCRT III complex; multivesicular body. The transcript has a single exon.